Molecule: messenger RNA, 2668 nt
Organism: Megalops cyprinoides (Indo-Pacific tarpon)
Lineage: Eukaryota; Metazoa; Chordata; Actinopteri; Elopiformes; Megalopidae
Gene: ankzf1
Product: ankyrin repeat and zinc finger peptidyl tRNA hydrolase 1
Exons: 14
Coding region: 68-2056 (662 amino acids)
Molecular function (GO): protein binding
Source: RefSeq, a predicted model, not a curated record
AGUACAGCUGUUCCGUGAAGAAAGCCUUUUCAAUGAGAAGACGACAGAGAGUGUUUCUGUCACAGAGAUGUCGGACAGGAUGUUCUGUUCUGCCUGCCAGUGCCCUUUCGACAGCCGUGAGGAGCAGACUGAGCACUACAAGCUGGACUGGCACCGCUUCAACCUGAGGCAGAGACUGGCAGGCCGGGCGCCAGCCACAGUGGAGGAGUUUGAGAGCAAGACAGGAGCAGGAGACAUGUCCAGCAUCUCGGGCUCGGACUCUGAGGAGACGGACUCUGACAGCGAUUGGAGUCUCCAUGGUGAUGAUGACACUGUGGAGAGCGAGAGCUCCCUCAAAGGCAGGGAGCCCCUCAGCCGCCUGUCUGCCAGGGUGCUGUUCCAGAACGCUCAGGGACAAUACCUCUCUGUUUAUCGCUGUGUUCUGCACAGUAAGAAGAUGGGCGAGGAAAAGCUGGCUGCCUCCUUGCUCAGUAUUAGUAAUAAGUCUGUGUGGGUCGUUCUGAUGACUGGAGGGGGACACUUUGCAGGGGCAGUUUUUCAGGGGAAGGAAGUCCUGCAGCAUAAAACGUUUCACCGGUACACGGUGCGAGCCAAGCGGGGGACAGCCCAGGGAAUACGAGACUCCCAGAACCGCAGCAGCGCUCCCAAAUCUGCAGGUGCGGCCCUGCGGCGCUACAAUGAGGCUGCGCUCGUCAAGGAUGUGCAGGACCUGCUGGAGAGUUGGUCAGAACACCUGAGGCAGGCGAGUGCUAUCUUCCUUCGUGCCCCAAGCUACAAUCGAUCCAUCUUCUUCGGGGGACGAGCAGCCCCUCUUGACAAGAAUGAUCCCCGUGUUCGUACACUACCCUUUGUCACCCGCCGGGCCACGUUUCGGGAGGUCCUCAGGGUGCAUGAGACCCUCUCCACAGUCCACAUCUACGGGAGAAAUGCUGAUGUCUCCAAUAUCUUCAGUCCUUCAAAGAAAGUAUGGAGAAGGAAGGCCCCACGACAAGAAGAGACAAAACCUGAUCAGGAGAUUACUGCACCCCAGACAGGGCAGCAGGAGGAGGAGGAUGGGAGCUCGGAGGAAGAGGGCGUGGCGGAGCAGCUGGAAACGGUGGAGGUGACGCUGGGGACCCUGGACCUGCGCGAGUUCGAGGUGCACCCCAACAGGAAGAGGCGGAGGAGGAGGAAGGAGGGGCACAGAGCAAAGGGGGGAGCGUGUAGGGAGAGAGAGGAGGGAACGGGUGGCGUGGAGACAGCCAGUCCCGGAUGCGCUGGAGGAGAGGAGAGACCCGGGAGGAGUGAGAACACGCAGCCCGCAGAAGAGGAAGGUGUACCAGCGGGCGUGUGGGAGUACGGCAUGAGGGACGCCCUCUACACCGCCUGCAAGGUUGGAGAUGUGGACGGGCUGCGCGGCCUCCUGCAGACUCCUGGCGGAGAGGGGACCGACGACGAGCCCCACGGCGAGGCCCCCCCAUGUGCCCUCCCUCACGCGCAGGUGGACUCGUCGGGGUUCACCUUCCUGCACGUGGCAUCUGCCGCGGGACAGAGGGACGUGGUCAGGCUGCUGAUGGACGCUGGCUGUGACCCAGCGUGCAGAGAUGUAAAGGGACAGACUCCCUACAGUGUGGCUCCUGACAAGGACACCAGGAACGUGUUCCGCAGAUACAUGGCUGAACAUCCAGACAAGUAUGACUACAGCAAAGCCCAGAUCCCAGGGCCGCUGACAGCAGAAAUUGAGUCGAAGAAGGCAGAAAAGAAACGUGCCCAAAAGGCAGCCAGGAAGCAGCGAGAGAAGGAACAGAAGGAGAAGAGGCGGAAACAGGAAGCAGAGCUGGAGGAGAAGAGGAAGUUCGCAGCCCUGAGUGACAGAGAGAAGAGAGCUCUGGCUGCAGAGAGGCGGUUGGCACAGCAGUUGGGCACAGCCAGUGAGCUCACCAACAUCAGGCGUUGCUGGCAGUGUGGGGAAUCUCUGCAGGGUAAGGUCCCCUUUGAGUACCUGGACUUCUCCUUCUGCACCCCUCGCUGUGUGCAGCAGCAUCGCAAGGCCAGGGCAGCCGAGGGCAAGCAGUGACCUCUGACCUAGCAUGUCCUGUUUCGACCUCCUACCUCCUACCUGAAUUACUGGAACGGACAGCAACAGAUUGUUUGCAGAUGAGGACAUUGAUUUGCUUGUGUGCUCACUCCACAUCUCUUACCUAAGACCCAGACAAAUGAGUUCCAAAUGAAUGAGCAUGCUCAUUUCAGUCUGGAAAAGCUCAGGUAAAUGUGUAGUUUGCCACCUUAUCAUCAAAUUUAUCAACUUUUUUAGUAACCAGUUAAAUGGUGUCAUAACACUUCUUUCUCACACCACACCACCAUGACUGACAAGUGUUAUGAAAGCAUUGAAUCAAAAGAAUGGUAACAGCCGUAAAAAUAAUAGUAAUAUUUAUUUUAAUUGCAUGAUAAAUGCCUCAAAAUAUGAGUGUUCAGUGCCACUUGAUCACUUAAUUUUUAUGUAUCUUAAGGAUACAUAAGAACUGCAAUGAAAAUCAUUACGAAGUACCCAAUAAAAAUCAAAGUAUGAUGGUUUGAUGUCUUAUACCUUCUUGGGUAUUUAAUAAAUUUAAGUGUAAUUUUCUUGUUUCUCAUACUGCUUUCCAAGUGUCUUAAAUGACAGAAUAUGCAGAUGUAUGAGAACACGAAA